AUGGUGGAUGUGGAAGGGCCCUCGGGGAUUUGCCUGGUGGUCAAGGGGAAGGGGCCCCCACGGCAGAGGGACCAGCUUCUGCCUGAGCAGCACCCACCUGUCAUUGUUGCCCUCGCAGGCACCAUCGCCCCUGCCCCCACGGGCAAAGACAUCGCAAAGAGCUCCGGGCUGCUGCUAAUGGCCGAGACCGAACCCGCCCGCAGCCCGCUUGCAGCCCCCGAGUAUCGGUCCAGCCUGUGCCGUCCUGACCAUGGACAGAGUGCCGGCCGGAUCCAGCAGUGGCACCCCAGCUCGCCCCGAGGCCCUCCCAGAGCCCCCAGGGUCACUGGUGCCAGUGUCGAGGCCCAUAGAGCUGCAGAUGGAGGGCGAGGCCUGGAUGGACCUGGCAAGGGGGACACCUGUCAGAACGGGCCGACGCCACUCUUCCCAGACCCUGCAUCGCCUCUUGGUCCUGCCACGAGCCCACUGGGUCCCGAGGCCUCUGCAGGUGUGGCUGAUUUCCAUGACAACCUAAGGAAGUCUCAGGGGACUGGUGCUGAGGGCAGUGUUAGAAAAGAAGCUUUGCAGUCCCUCAGACUCAGUCUUCCUAUGCAAGAAACACAACUGUGUUCAACAGAGGCUUCCCUGCCCCUGGAGAAGGAGGAGCAGGUCCGACUUCAGGCUCGGAGACGGCUCGAAGAACAGCUCAAACAGUACAGGGUGAAGCGCCAACAGGAAAGAUGCAGUCAGCCUGCGGCCAGAGCACGACUGUCCAGCACGCUCGACCCGGAGCUCAUGCUGAACCCGGAGGCCCUGCCCCGUGCCAACCCGGUGGCUCUGACAAAGGAGUACUCCUUCCUGCGCACCAGUGUCCCCCGAGGGCCGAAGGUGGGCAGCCUGGGGCUCCUGGCGCAUCCCAAGGGGAAAAGAAGUUCCAAACCAAGCAAAAUCCGGUCUCUGGCCGAUUACAAAACUGAAGACUCCAGUGCCGGGAGCUGUGGUGGGAACGCUCCGGCUGCAGACGCUGCCGGGGGCGCCCUGAAGCAGAGCCGGAGCAGCGUGACAUCAGUAGUGUCCGAGGUCAGCCCGUGUCCUGAGGCCGAGGACCACCUGGAGAACGCGUCCCUGACGGGCGACAACACGUCCGAGGCUGACGGGAACGAGAGCGAUAGUUCCUCCCUCAGCAGCGUGUCUACCCGUGGGACGCGCGGGCUUCUGGUGGACCCCGUGGGCACUCGCGACGCUUCCUACGUGGUCAACGGCCAGGAGAUCGCCGCCGCUGCCCUGGGCCAGUUCCCCUCCAUCACGGAUGUCCUCCAGGCUGCGGCGGCCGAGCACCAGGACCAGGGACGGGAGGUCAAUGGGGAGACGCGCAGCCGGACAGACAGCAUCUGCAGCAGCGUGUCCCUGGAAAGCUCCGCUGCGGAGACCCACGACGCAGUGCUGCAGGCCCUGAAAGACAAGAUGAGACUCGAGGGUCAGCUGGAGGCGUUGUCUUUAGAGGCCAGUCAGGCACUUAAAGAGAAGGCGGAGCUCCAGGCGCAGCUGGCCGCCCUGAGCACGAGGCUGCAGGCGCAGGUGGAGCAGAGCCACAGCAGCCAGCAGAAGCAGGACUCGCUCAGUUCGGAGGUGGACACCUUGAAGCAGUCUUGCUGGGACCUGGAGCGAGCAAUGACUGACCUGCAGAACAUGCUGGAAGCCAAGAACGCCAGCCUGGCAUCGUCCAACAGCGACCUGCAGCUGGCCGAGGAGCAGUACCAGCGACUCGUGGCCAAGGUGGAAGAGAUGCAGAGGAGCAUCCUCAGCAAGGACAACACAGUGCACGACCUGCGACAGCAGAUGACGGGCCUGCAGAGCCAGCUACAGCAGGUGCAGCUGGAGCGGACCACGCUGAGCAGCAAGUUGAAGGCGUCCCAGGCCGAGAUCGCGUCUCUGCAGCACGUGCGGCAGUGGUACCAGCAGCAGCUCGCCCUGGCGCAGGAGGCCCGGGUCCGACUGCAGGGCGAGAUGGCCCACAUCCAGGUUGGACAGAUGACCCAGGCAGGCCUCCUGGAGCACCUGAAACUUGAGAACGUGUCCCUGUCCCACCAGCUGACGGAAACCCAGCACAGAUCCAUCAAGGAGAAGGAACGCAUUGCCAUUCAGCUCCAGGGCAUCGAGGCCGACAUGUUGGACCAGGAGGCUGCCUUUGCGCAGAUUCAAGAGGCCAAGACGAUGGUGGAGGAGGAUCUGCAGCGGAGGCUGGAGGAGUUCGAGGGCGAGAAGGAGCAGCUGCAGAAGGUGGCGGCCGCGGCCGCAUCCCUCGAGCAGCAGCUGGAGCAGAUGAAGCUGGCGCUACAGCAGCGAGACCAGCAGCUUGAGGCCCUGCGGCAGGAGCACCUCGACCUGCUAAAGCAGCUCACCUGUGCGCAGGAGGAGCUGCAGGCCCGGGAGCGCACCCUGGGUGACGUGCAGGUGCGCUACGACGAGCUGCAGGCCCGGCUGGAGGAGCUGCAGGAGGAGGCCGCCUCCAGGGACGACGCGAUCCGCUCCCUGCAGAACGAGAAGAUUGUCUUGGAGGUGGCCCUGCAGGCGGCCCGGAGCAGCGGGGAGGGGCUGGACAGGGGAGCGCAGCGCCUGGCAGAGGGCGCCGAGGAGACGUCACAGGUUCUGGAGCAGCUGAGACAGGAGUUGGCCGUCAAGUCCAGCCAGGUGGGGCACCUGCAGCAGGAAGCUGCCACUCUGAGAAAGCAGACGCAGAAAGUCAAAGAGCAGUUUCUUCAACAAAAGGUGAUGGUGGAGGCCUACCGGCGGGAUGCCACCUCCAAGGACCAGCUCAUUGGUGAGCUCAAGGCCACGAAGAAGAGGCUGGACUCAGAGCUGAAGGAACUGAGGCAAGAGUUAAUUAAAGUUCAAGGGGAGAAGAAGUCCGUGGAUGUGGAGCAUGUGCGCCUGCAGAAGGAAGUGUCCCAAGUCCGUCAGCAGAUGGCCGACCUCGAGGGGCAUCUGCAGGCGGUGCAGAGGGAGCGCGACGAGAUGGAGACGCACUUACAGUCUUUGCAGUUUGAUAAAGAGCAGAUGGUAGCUCUUACAGAGGCCAACGAGGUGCUCAAGAAGCAAAUUGAGGAGCUCCAGCAAGAAGCCACCAACUCCAGCACCUUCUCCCGGUACUCCUCCAACUCCUGGCUGGUCAGUGAGAUGAUCUCCUGGAGCUCCUUCUCCAGCAUCGUCUUGCUCCUCUCUGAGACUGGCGAGAAGGCCUUGCGCUCCGGUGCCAUCCUCACGGGGCCGUCAGCAGCCCGGUCCAGCUCCCGCCUCAAAGUACAGGCGGUCUUGCAGCGGAAGGAGGAGGAGGACCGCCAGACGAAGCAGCUCGUCCACGCCUUAGAAGCCGCGCUGGAGCAGGAGAAGGCCAAAGUGCACAGCCUCAAGGAACAGAAUGUGUUUGCCAUGUGCACAUGGGUGCAAGGGAUCCAAGAGGGGAAACACUCCCAGGAAAUAGGACUGUUCCAGGCGGAGCUGGCGGAGGCCCGGACCCAGCUCCAGCUCCUGCAGAAGCAGCUGGACGAGCAGCUGAACAGACAGCCUGCGGGAAACCAAGAGAUGGAAAAUCUCAAAUGGGAGGUGGAUCAGAAAGAAAGAGAAAUCCAGUCCUUGAAGCAGCAGCUGGACUUGACUGAACAGCAGAGUAAAAAGGAACUGGAUGGAAUACAGCACUUACUGCAGAAUAUCAAAGCUGAGUUGGAGACAGUGCGAGAAGAUCUGUCCCUGACCCAGAAAGAUAAAUUUAUGCUGCAAGCUAAAGUGUCAGAGCUGAAGAACAACAUGAAGACUCUGCUCCAGCAAAACCAGCAGCUCAGGCUGGACCUGCGGCGUGGCGCGGCCAAGACGAGAAAGGAACUGAAAGGCGAGGCCGGCUCUUCGGGUCCCGUGACGCCGGUGAAGAUCCCCGACUGUCCCGUCCCGGCCUCCCUGCUGGAGGAGCUGCUGAGGCCCCCGCCUGCCGUGAGCAAGGAGCCCCUCAAGAACCUCAACAGCUGUCUCCAGCAGCUGAAGCAGGAGAUGGACAGCCUUCAGCGCCAGAUGGAAGCGCACACCGUUACCGUGCACGAGUCGCUGUCCUCGUGGACUCAGGGGGACCCCUCUGCCAGCCCAGCUCCCCUGGGAGAUCACGCCAACCCCCGGGGAGACACGGAGCAACUCGGCCAGUGCAAGGUCUCCAGAGAGGAGCUUGGAACAGCAGCUGCCGAGCGUCCACAGUCCGAGUGCUUGUAA
Puma concolor (puma) is the source of this 4233-nucleotide messenger RNA. Lineage: Eukaryota; Metazoa; Chordata; Mammalia; Carnivora; Felidae. The record is from RefSeq and is a predicted model, not a curated record.